UGUUGAGUUACCAAACAGUAUAUCUAUCUUCGAUCGAUGCAAAGCUGCUGCCAUGCAUGGCGUUAAUGGUGGUGUUGGUCCAGUGGGAGGAGGAGGAGGGAUGAGGAAGACGACAAAGGGAAACGGCGGAGGAUCCUCUUUAACUUAUUCGGUGUUCAGUUUCUCCGACAGGAAGUCACGCGCUCCCUGCCUUUACUCAAUCCCCGCCAAUAAAUGCGAGAACACAGAUUCUCCCCGCAUCGACCACGAGAAUGUGGCUCAACUUCGUAUAAAAGAUUAAUGCUCAUCGAAAAUUGAUGUCCAUGGGGAGUUAGUAUGACUAUAUAUUAAAUCUCUCUCCUUAGCAUAACUAUAUACUCCACCUACCAGCUGAUCAUACUCCUGUACUUUCGCCCUGACUCCCUGAGGGUGUUCGGGAUUCACCGGAACAUCGAGGAUCGAGAAAUGUGGGGUUGUAGAGGUUGUGGAGGACUCGUGGCGGCAGCUUUGCUGCUGUUGAUGGCUGCUGAUGAUGUCAAGCGCCAUGUGCUGGGCAGCGCUAGGGAGCUGAGGCCGUCCGACCACGGGCUGGCUUAUCAAGGCAGUCCGCCUGCAGGUCAGCAGUCUCCCCCUGAAAUGGUCACAUUCUUUGGGGCGUCGUCUUCUUCUUCACCGUCAUCUGCUUCGGCUCCUCACCCGCCCAGCGUGGCACUCCCUCGGGCCAUGAACUCGAGUGACGCUGCACUGUGGUCGCAGCAGCAGCAACCGGAGCAGCAGCAGCAGGAGAAACCACCUUCGUCGUCGUCAAGAUCGAGAUCAUCGGAUCGGGCGAUGAAGGAGGGGCUGCUGAUCGGCAGCCUGGUAUGCGGAAUCUCCGGGGUGGCUUUACUGGCGGCCUCUGCGUUCAUCUUCCUCUUCUUCACUGCCAAGAAGCCGAAUUCGCCCCUUCCUCCUACCUCCUCUGCCUCCGCCGCUCAUCCUCCUUCUCCUCCUCAUGAUCAUAACAAUGCAGUUUCAUGUGUUCCCCCAGCCACCUAAUUAGAUCAUUUCUUUUUUUCGUAUUUUCGCGCUUCAUUGAACUUAACCACAUCAGUAGCCGAGUUCCGGCUUUUACUAUGUAGCUCCUUGCUGUAAUCAAACACGACUAAGUUGCAGAUUAAGAUGCGGCCAUGUACUUAUUGCUUAA
Molecule: messenger RNA, 1165 nt
Organism: Punica granatum (pomegranate)
Lineage: Eukaryota; Viridiplantae; Streptophyta; Magnoliopsida; Myrtales; Lythraceae
Source: RefSeq, a predicted model, not a curated record